GCUCCAGGGUGUGGAUGAGAUAAACCUGAGCAGAGCUGUUGUGAUUGACAGAGCUGGUGCAGGUUAUUUCAGUCUCUCCUCCCUCACUCCCUUAUUUAUGGCUUGGGACAGUGACCUCACUUCUGGCUGCUGCUGCUUCACUGCAGAACUUCCCCGGGGUCAGUCUGCUCCCAACUGCUCGCGUCUCUAAUCACAAUGGCUGAGAAAAAAGAGGUAGCAAAAGCAACGGAGAACAGCAAGCCUGGGGAGGAUGGCAAGCCUGGCCAGGAUGGCAAGCCGGGUGAGGAUGGCGAGGAGCCUGGGGAGAAAAUAGAGCUCCCCGAACUGGGGCCGUUUGAAAUAAUUACUGGGAGACGUUUUAUGAUCCAUUAUUUUAAAUUCCAAUUCAAAAACGUGGAGUAUUCCUCGGGGAGGAAUAAGACCUUCCUGUGCUACGUGGUGGAGACGUUGGGCGAGGACACCGUCAAGACCGAGGGCUUCCUGGAAGACGAGCACUCGACCACGCAUGCGGAGGACGCCUUCUUCAACCAGAUCUUUGGCCCCCAGCAGUGCAGCGGUGACUUGAAGUACCGGCUCACGUGGUACGUGUCCUCCAGCCCGUGUGCAGCUUGUGCGACCCGGAUAGUAGAGUUCCUGCGCCGCUACCCAAACGUCUCACUCACCAUCCUCGCUGCUCGCUUGUUCAUGUGGGAGGAGCCCGAGGUGCAGGACGGGCUGCGUAUGCUCAAAGCCGCUGGCUGUCGCUUGAGGAUCAUGAAGCCCGUGGACUUUAUCUUCUGUUGGGACACCUACGUGGAGAAUGAGGGCGAGGCUUUCCAGCCCUGGGAGGACAUUCAAGAGAACAGCUCAUAUCACGAAGAGAAGCUGCAUGAAAUUUUAGAGAAAGCCUAGAAAGGGCGUAGCCCGCUCUGUGCCACCUGAUACCCCGGGAGUCGCUGGGAAGUGAAGGAACGGACAUACUUUCCUCUAUUCAUUUGGACAGAACCAACAGAAUCUGCUGAAACGCCUCUUACUGUGUGUCUGAUGUUUGUGAAAUGACAGCAAAUAGCCGCAGCCCCUCACUGCGUAGCUUAGGGAAAGCGGUUCCAAACAGUCGACCACAGCAAGGUGUCUAUAGGAAUCAUUUUCAAAUCUCAGACUUUAUUCCUUUUGUAAAGUUUGUGUUUUGUAUGGUGAAAUGAAGUGAAUUAAAAUAUGUGACUACAA
Messenger RNA from Callorhinchus milii (elephant shark), 1206 nucleotides. RefSeq names its product apolipoprotein B mRNA editing enzyme, catalytic polypeptide-like 2a (gene apobec2a). Gene Ontology annotation, cellular component: cytoplasm; nucleus. Gene Ontology annotation, molecular function: RNA binding; cytidine deaminase activity. The coding region runs from base 196 to 891 and encodes 231 amino acids. Gene Ontology annotation, biological process: cytidine to uridine editing. The record is from RefSeq and is a predicted model, not a curated record. The transcript is spliced from 3 exons. Lineage: Eukaryota; Metazoa; Chordata; Chondrichthyes; Chimaeriformes; Callorhinchidae.